Molecule: messenger RNA, 3341 nt
Organism: Pollicipes pollicipes
Lineage: Eukaryota; Metazoa; Arthropoda; Thecostraca; Pollicipedomorpha; Pollicipedidae
Product: valine--tRNA ligase
Exons: 19
Coding region: 113-3307 (1064 amino acids)
Biological process (GO): valyl-tRNA aminoacylation
Cellular component (GO): cytosol
Molecular function (GO): aminoacyl-tRNA deacylase activity; ATP binding; valine-tRNA ligase activity
Source: RefSeq, a predicted model, not a curated record
GGCAUGUUACAUCAUUGCUUGAUUGGGGUUUUUUGUCAUACGCUGUGAAAAUUCAAGCGCACUGUGUUUCUGCUCAUCCUCAUAGGUGCAGUGAGGUAUUACAGAUUCCAUCAUGGCUGAUACCAAAGAGAGCAAUGUUCCUGCUCCUGGUGAAGCAGAGGGUGAUGGACCACCCAAAACUGCAAAACAGCUGGAGAAGGAGGCAAAAAAACAGGCUAAAUUGGAUAAACUGAAACAGAAGCAAAAUAUGUUGUCUGAGAAAGCCUCCAAGGCAAAGGAGAAGAAGGACAAAGGAGAAAAGACUGAGCGCAAGAAGCCGGAGCGGCCGGAGGGUGUGACGUCAUACGACGCGCCGACGCCGGCUGGCGAGCGCAAGGAUACGUCGCGCCCGCUGCCGGACGCCUACAGCCCACAGUAUGUGGAGGCGGCCUGGUACAGCUGGUGGGAGAAGCAGGGCUUCUUCUCGCCCGACUACGGGCGGGAUCCGGGCACGGAGAAUCCCAAGGGUCAGUUCGUGAUGGUGAUUCCACCACCGAACGUCACGGCCAAUCUCCACCUGGGUCACGCGCUCACCAACUCCGUAGAGGACGCCAUCACGCGCUGGCACCGCAUGAAGGGUCGCAGCGCGCUCUGGGUGCCCGGCUGCGACCACGCCGGCAUCGCCACCCAGGUGGUGGUGGAGAAGCGGCUGAUGCGCGAGCAGAAGCUCACGCGGCACGACCUCGGCCGUGAGAAGUUCGUCGAGAAAGUCUGGGAGUGGAAGAACGAGAAGGGCGAUCUCAUCUACGAGCAGCUGCGUCGGCUCGGCUCGUCCUUUGAUUGGUCCCGGGCCAGCUUCACCAUGGACCCGAAGCUGGCGCGCGCCGUCAAGGAGGCGUUCGUGCGCCUGCACGACGAGGGCGUCAUCUACCGCAGCUUGCGACUCGUCAACUGGUCCUGCACGCUCAAGUCGGCCAUCUCCGAUAUCGAGGUGGAGAAGCGCGAGCUGCCCGGCCGCACCCUGCUCGCCGUGCCCGGCUACAAGGAUAAGGUGGAGUUCGGCGUGCUCGUCUCGUUCGCCUACCGCGUGGACGGCAGCGGCGACGAGCUGGUGGUGGCCACCACUCGCGUGGAGACCAUGCUCGGCGACACGGCCGUCGCCGUACACCCGGACGAUCCCAGGUACACGCACCUGCACGGCAAGUUCGUGCUGCACCCGUUCCUGCCGCGCCGGCUGCCGAUCGUGUGCGACACGUUCGUCGAGAUGGAGUUCGGCACGGGCGCAGUGAAGAUCACGCCCGCGCACGACCCCAACGACUACGAGGUCGGCAAGCGGCACAAUCUGCCGUUCAUCACCAUGAUGACGGACGAGGGCCGCAUCGCCGACGACUGCGGCCAGUUCUCUGGGAUGCCGCGAUUCGAGGCCAGGCGCGCCGUGUUGGCAGCCCUCAAGGAGAAAGGACUGUACAAGGAGACCAAGGACAACCCAAUGGUGGUGCCCAUCUGCACCCGCUCCAAGGACAUCAUCGAGCCGCUUAUCAAGCCCCAGUGGUACGUCAAGUGUGACGAGAUGGCGGCGGACGCCAUGGAGGUGGUCAAGUCCGGCGAGCUGCGAAUCAUCCCGGAGACGUACCAGAAGACCUGGUACCACUGGAUGUCGGGCAUCCGGGACUGGUGCAUCUCGCGCCAGCUGUGGUGGGGCCACCGCAUCCCGGCCUACUUCGUCACCGUCGGCGACGACAGCGUGCCUCGGGGCGAGGAGACGGACGGCCGGUACUGGGUGAGCGGCCGGGACGAGGCCGAGGCGCGCCAGAAGGCUGCCGACCGGUUCCAGGUGGCGCCCGAGGUCGUCUCGCUCCGCCAGGACCCGGACGUGCUCGACACCUGGUUCAGCUCGGCCCUGUUCCCGUUCUCCGUGUUCGGGUGGCCGGACCAGACGGAUGACUUGAAGCGGUUCUACCCGACCUCCCUGCUGGAGACCGGCCACGACAUCAUCUUCUUCUGGGUGGCCAGGAUGGUCUUCUUCGGCAGAAAGCUGAUGGGCCAGCUGCCGUUCAAGGAAGUGUACUUCCACGCCAUGGUGUGCGACGCGCACGGUCGCAAGAUGUCCAAGUCUCUGGGCAACGUGAUCGACCCGCUGGACGUCAUCCGGGGUAUCUCGCUGGAGGACCUGCACAAGCUGCUGCACAACAGCAACCUGGACCCUGCCGAGGUCAAGAAGGCCAUGCAGGGGCAGAAGGAGGACUAUCCGAAGGGCAUACCCGAGUGCGGGACGGAUGCGCUGCGGUUCGCGCUCUGCGCCUACACGACGCAGGGCCGCGACAUCAACCUGGACGUGCUGCGCGUGCAGGGCUACCGCUUUUUCUGCAACAAGCUGUGGAACGCCACCAAGUUCGCCAUGCUGUACCUGGGCGACGCGUUCGAGCCGACGGCGGAGAUGCCGGCGGCGGGGGGCGGGGAGUCGGCGGGUGGUCUGGACCCGAUGGACCGAUGGAUCCUGUCCCGGCUGUCGGCCGCCACCGACGCCUGCGACGCCGGCUUCGUCAACUACGACUUCCAGGCCGCCACCACUGCGUGCUACAACUUCUGGCUGUACGACCUCUGCGACGUGUACCUGGAGUCGAUCAAGCCGGUGUUCGCGGACGGCGAGCCGGCCCGGCAGGCGGCCGUGCGCCAGGUGCUCUACACCUGCCUGGAAGUGGCGCUCCGGCUCAUCGCGCCCUUCAUGCCGUUCAUCGCCGAGGAGCUGUUCCAGCGGCUGCCGCGCCGCAGCCCCGACGCCCCGCCUAGCAUCUGUGUCACCGCGUACCCGGAGCCGGAGCAGCUGGCGCCGUACCGGCACGCGGCGCUGGAGGCGGAGGUGGAGCUGGCGCAGCGGGUGGUGCACACGGUGCGCUCGCUGCGCGCCCAGUACAACCUGCCGAACAAGACGCGCGCGCACCUGGUGCUGCGCUGCUCCGAGCCUGAGACAGCGGCCGUGCUGCGCCGGCUGGCCGCCGCCGUCGCCACGCUCAGCUACUCGAGCCGCGUCGAGGUGAACGCCGAGCCGCCGGCCGGCUGCGCCAUCAGCACCGUCUCCGACAAGUGUGAGGCGCACCUGCUGCUCAAGGGUCUGGUGGACCCGGCGAAGGAGCGGGAGCGACUGGGCAAGAAGCAGACACAGUUGGCCGGCGCGCUGGAGAAGCUGACGGCGCAGACGGAGAUGGCGGACUACGCCACGAAGGUGCCGGAGGACGUGCGGACGGCCAACGCCGACCGGAGCGUGCAGCUGCGCGCCGAGAUCGAGAGCAUCGAGCGCGGCCUGCAGCAGCUGCUGCUCAUGGAGUGACGUCCCACCUCCCAAUACACGCCUGCGAACGUGA